UCUUCCCAAGAAUCCUCACUCUUCUUCCGCCUCCCGGCCGAACUCCGCAACGAAAUCUACAAAGCCCUCCUCUGCCCCGACACCCCCUCCCCCUUCGCCAUCACCCACCCCUCAAAGCAGCACACCGCCGCCGACGACCUCUCCGUCCGCGGCUUCAACCAACCCAGCACGCCCAACAUCCACCUCUCCCCCGCCAUCCUCUCCACCUGCCGCCGCAUCCACGCCGAAGCCCUCGGCCUCCUCUACGCCCACAACACCUUCCACGCGCACCCCAGCCUCCUCAACACCCUCCCGCACCUCGCCUCCCCGUCCCGCCCCGUGCUCUACUCCCGCGUCUCGGGCCUGAUCAACAGAUGGCAGAUCAGCCUGCGGCUUGACACGGACCCGCGGUUCACGAAGGAGAAGGUCACGGCUGCCUUUUCGGGCGCCGAGUACCUGGAGAUCAGGGUGUGGCAGGCGCAGUUCGAGGCGUGCGAUUUCGCGGUGCUGAGGCUGUUCACGGGGGUGAGGGGCGUGGGGUUGGCGAGGGUCGGGGGGAGUGUGGAUGAGGGGGUUGCGAGGGCGUUGGAGAGGUCGAUGAUGAGGAGGGAGGGGGAGGAGUGUAGGUGU
Aaosphaeria arxii CBS 175.79 is the source of this 609-nucleotide messenger RNA. RefSeq lists its product as uncharacterized. The annotation marks the transcript as partial. The transcript has a single exon. The record is from RefSeq and is a predicted model, not a curated record. NCBI's taxonomy places the organism in Eukaryota, Fungi, Ascomycota, Dothideomycetes, Pleosporales.